This is a messenger RNA of Aspergillus chevalieri, 1434 nucleotides long. RefSeq lists its product as uncharacterized. NCBI's taxonomy places the organism in Eukaryota, Fungi, Ascomycota, Eurotiomycetes, Eurotiales, Aspergillaceae. The transcript is spliced from 3 exons. Gene Ontology annotation, biological process: transmembrane transport. Gene Ontology annotation, molecular function: transmembrane transporter activity. Bases 1 to 1434 code for a protein of 477 amino acids. The record is from RefSeq and is a predicted model, not a curated record.
AUGACAGUCGACACCUCGUCCGAAUCACAGUCGCCCGAUCGGAAGCUCCACGAGGAUGGCGUCUCGACAUGGGACCAUGACUCUCGCAAUCCCUACAAUUGGCCGACGUGGAGGAAAUGGCUUACCAUGUGCAUCUCCUACUGGGUGACCAUUCUGGUCGGGAUCAACGCGACUUCGUUCACCACGCCUGCAGAAGCCCUGUCGGCGGAAUUCAACAUCGACAAUAGCUUUUUCGAGUUCAGUUUCUUUGCCGUAACUUCGUGGAAUUUCACUGCGGCGGUUGUUCCGCUGGCGACGUUGCCGAUGAUGGAAACCUUCGGAUUCCGGAUAGGGUAUACGGGAGCAUUUAUCCUGUUCUUUAUCUUCAUCAUCCCGCAAUGCGUGGCCGAAAACUACGCAACGCUUGUGGUUACUCGUGUCUUUGCGGGUGCUUUUGGCGGCACGGUCCAGAAUGCUGCUGACGGUAUUGCAGCGAAUAUGUUCUUUACGGCACAAGAGCGGAUCCUACCGCUGACGCUUUAUGCGUUUGCAUUAAUGUUUGGGGUUACUAUCGGUCCUGUAUUGGGCGCUUUAGUGGAGCCGCUGGACUGGCGAUGGGUAUUCUGGGUUCAAUUGAUCAUCAAUGGAGCCACGGUUCCUCUUGUCCUUUUCGGUUUGAAAGAAACCCGGGGCACAGUCAUUCGGUCCAAGAUCAUGCCAGACGAGAAAGGAGACAACGACCAGCCUAGCGCUUUCACCACGCUGAAAGAGACUGUUGUUCGAGCAGCAAUGCUCUUGACCACAGAGCCCACCGUUACAUCAUUCACCAUGUGGUCCGCUUUCUCAUUCGGUCUGGUCUUCAUCUCAACCCAAUCAGUCCCCGUCGUCUACGCAGGCGUAUACGACUGGCCCAUCUACAGCGGCGGACUCGUACAAGUUGCCAUCGCGAUUGGCGAAAUCAUCGGAGUCAUCGCCUUUCUUUUCCAAAAUCAAAUCUACAUCCGCAGCGCUCCCCACAACCCCGAGAAACCCGGCGUCCCCAUCCCAGAAAGCAUCCUCCACAUCUCGAUCCCCAGCACCGUCUUCGGCCUCUCAGGCGGCCUCUUCAUGUACGGCUGGAGUACUCUCGGCUCCCACUGGAUCGUUCCUACAAUCGGCCUCACACUGAUCGGUUUCGGAAUCAUGACAAUCGUUAUCUCGGCCAGCGUCUACGUCACGGACUCGUACGCCGGCUACGCAGCUAGCGCGAUUGCAGCGGUGGCUUUCGGCGAGAAUACGUUUGCCGCAUUCUUACCGCUUGCUGCGAAACCGAUGUACAUCCGCUUGGGGUAUCAGUGGGCUAGUUCUUUGCUGGCAUUUGUCGCAUUGGCGUUGGCCUUGGCGCCGACGGUGUUGUUGUGGAAGGGGAGGGCGAUUCGGAGUAAGAGUAGGGCGAUUCAGAGGAUGUCGCUUUGA